AUGGGAGACACUCCACUGGCCUCGUUGUCUUUGACUCAUGUCCAUUACAACCCCGAUGACCAACUCUCCUUAGCUUCAGCUUGGUUGGCCCUGAUUCCCCAGGCACUAUGUGUCUCCUACGCAACCUUGAUCUGGUCAACCAGAGAAGUUGAAGUUAUCUUGAUGUUUGGCGGGCAGAUGGCCUGUGAGGGCCUGAACUUUGUCCUCAAACGGAUCAUCAAGGAAGAGCGACCGAAGGAGAUGUUUGGGAAAGGCUAUGGGAUGCCCUCCUCCCACGCCCAAUUCAUGACCUUCUUCUCCGUCUACCUCACCUUCUUCCUCCUUUUCCGUCACAGCAAAGCUUCCGCCAGCUCCUACCCCAACGCCGCCGUCCUCCUUCGAUUCUUGGUUAUGCUGGCUCUAUGCCUGGGAGCUGCCGCUGUUGCCGCCAGCCGUAUCUAUCUCAACUACCACACCCCAAGACAGGUCCUUGCGGGCUGUGCCGCUGGAUUCACGUGUGCCUGUGUUUGGUUCUUUAUCACUAGCCUGCUCCGACGCACCGGGUGGAUUGAAUGGGGUCUUGAAAUGACCAUUUCCCGCCUGGUGAGAGUUCGUGACCUAGUGGUAAGUGAAGACCUGGCCGAGGCCGGCUGGCAACGUUGGGAGGCCCAGAGGCUGAAGCUUCGUGGCAGUAAGAAGGGAAAGAAGUCGGUGUAA
Penicillium olsonii is the source of this 696-nucleotide messenger RNA. The record is from the annotation of a GenBank genome assembly. Lineage: Eukaryota; Fungi; Ascomycota; Eurotiomycetes; Eurotiales; Aspergillaceae.